Trichosporon asahii var. asahii CBS 2479 is the source of this 1710-nucleotide messenger RNA. RefSeq lists its product as uncharacterized. Bases 1 to 1710 code for a protein of 569 amino acids. Gene Ontology annotation, molecular function: ATP binding; nucleic acid binding. Gene Ontology annotation, cellular component: mitochondrion. The record is from RefSeq and is a predicted model, not a curated record. The transcript is spliced from 2 exons. NCBI's taxonomy places the organism in Eukaryota, Fungi, Basidiomycota, Tremellomycetes, Trichosporonales, Trichosporonaceae.
AUGUCGGACCAGCAGAACUCUCGCCGUGGACGUGGCGGCUUCCGUGGACGCGGAGGCGGUAGAGGACGUGGCGGUUUCCGCGGCCCGAAGCCUGCUCCUGCGCCUGUCCAGCAGCUGAAGGCCGAGCCUGAUUCUGGAGCCUCGACGCCUCUGACAUCAGGCAUGACAACGCCUAUUGCCUCUGGCGCGCAGACUCCCAACAAGGCUCUCACGACGACCAAGUUUGCCGACUUCCCGCAGCUCACGCCCGAGCUCGUCGCCAGCCUCCCCUUCGAGUACUGCACCGAGGUGCAGGCUGCCACCCUCCCGGCGAUCCUCGAGGGCCACGACGUGCUCGCUCAGGCCAAGACCGGCACCGGCAAGACGCUUGCGUUCCUUGUGCCUUCCAUCCAGCGCCUGCUGCUUGCCCCGCUGCCUGACCGCUCGCUCACCAGCAUCCUCGUGCUCAGCCCGACCCGCGAGCUCGCGAGCCAGAUCGCCGAUGCCGCGCUGACCUUCACCAAGGGUCGUGUCGGCGUUCAGUGUGUCGUCGGUGGCACCAACAUCAACACGGACGUGAAGCGUCUCAAGACCGAGCGUGCCGACAUUCUUGUUGCGACGCCCGGCCGUCUGCUCGACCUGAUCGAGAACUACGGUGUCGGAUCGCGCCUGUCGCAGAUCCGCACGCUCGUGCUCGACGAGGCUGACCGCCUUCUCGACCAGGGAUUCCGCCGCGAGCUCGUCAAGAUCCUCGACGCGCUGCCCGACCGCAAGGCCGUGCCGCGCCAGACGCUCCUGUUCUCGGCCACGCUCCCGGAGGGAGUGCACUCAAUCUCGUCGAUCGCGCUCAAGCCCGACCACAAGUUCAUCACGACGCUGAAGGAGGAGGACAUCAACGCGCACAAGCACGUUGUGCAGGAACUGCUCGUGCUCCCCGGCGAUCAGAUGAUCAGCGGUGCCCUCGAGGUGCUCAAGCGCGAGGAGAUGCUCGCUGCCGAGCGCGGGGGAUUCAAGGUCAUGGUCUUCCUGCCCACUGCUCGUGCCGCGGGACUGUACUACGAGGUGUUCUCCAACCUCCCCACGUCGUACCCUGUGUGGGAGAUCCACUCGCGCAUGUCCCAGGCCAAGCGCACCAAGUCGACCGACCAGUUCCGUGCCGCCGACCGCGGCAUCCUCUUCUCGUCCGACGUCACUGCCCGCGGUAUCGAUGUCCAGGGUGUCACCGCUGUUGUGCAGGUUGGUCUCCCUUCAAGCGGCGAGCAGUACGUGCACCGUCUUGGCCGUACCGCCCGUGCCGGAGCACAGGGCCACGGCGUUCUUGUUCUCGCCGACUUUGAGACCUUCUUCCUCAACGACGCCACGAUCAAGACGUUCGACAUGCUCGAGUACCCGGCCCUCGACGGCAGCAGCCUGGCGCACGCCUCCCAGCUCGUGGACGGCGCCCUCUCCCAGGUCUCCGAGGAGGCCAAGGGGCAGGCGUACCAGGCCUGGCUGGGCUACUACAACAGCAGCCUGAAGAAACUGCGGUGGAGCCAGGCCGACCUCGUGCGCAAUGCAAACGAGUACGCGCAGCACACGCUCAAGACCGCCCCCGGCCCGAACGGCUGGGUGCCCCCCGCGCUCCAGGCCAAGACGAUCGGCAAGAUGGGCCUGAAGGGCGUCCCCGGCCUGAACCGGGAGGCCGGCCCGAGCGGCGGCGGUCAUCCUCUGUCUCCUUUGUUUCCACGUUGA